GUCAGUUACUCUCAAGCAGAACACUUUUACUACAUACGGAGGACAGGACAAAGGAUGGACGGGAGCUUUGGCGAAAAACAGCCCCAGCGCUCCAUACAAGUUACCCACUUCCCCUCGUUCAUGGCCAAUUGUUGCUCGUUGUUUCUUUUCUCCAGGCUGCACGUCAUUAUUUUACGCGGUACGGCUCCGUACAGAGCUGUUUGACAUCCCAUCGCUCGGGUCAUAUCCAGCAUUCCGGAGCCCAGUCCUCCGUCGCUACUUUCAGGCUCUCAACCUCUGAGAGGGAAUGAAUUGGAAAGCCUAACUUUACAUUAUUAAUGUGGCCUUGUGGGGUCCUGAGUUCCUCUCGAACCCUCGAUCAUCCAUGGGGUUAUCGGUCAUCCUAGACUUCCAAGACAUGCAAGCAACAUGAAAUUAAUCAAAAUAGCACUCCAGGCAUUGCCCGUAUCGAUUAUCAAUGCUAUCUCCUUCUUGUGCGGAACACAAUCAACGCUUUGGACAGAUGAUGCAUCCAGACUUUGGAGGCGAUACCGUGCCCCUCGUUGACUCAGGCGGAGGGAGCGCUCAACGGCCCUAUCAGAUUCUCGAAUUAACAGCUGAGGGGGUUAUCUUUUUUCGUUCUUUGUGUGCCGUAACUUGUGCAACAUGAGCUUGAGGCGGAUUGGCCGACUGACGCCAACACAGCAAUCACCCUCUCCGAAGCUUUUCUGCACAGAGAUUCUCGGUCGAGUCCUGCUGAUAUCAGAGACAGAGAGGCUAAAUAAGUGUUUCAAUAAUGAGUGGUUCGGAGGCAGUAAUCCGGAGUGCCGAGGGGGUAAUUUUUUUAGAGUGAUUAGGCCGGAAGCUUUGACCAGCUGUAUGUAUCAACCGUACUCGACAGACCGAUACACGCCUGGAAAUGACUGGCUGCGUGGGAAUUUCAGCGUCAGAACGAGCGGAAGUUGGUUUGGACCCGAAAAGCCCCCCAAGCUCCCUCCCAGCACGCCAAGCGAUCUCCCGCCCUCGAAUGGAUCUUCAGCCACACACGGAGGACUCGGUCCCCCAGGCAUAUGUAUCACCGUUUUAUAUCCCGUCGAUGUCUUAACAGCGGAACAAAUGGGAGCAACCCCCUACAUCCGCGCUGCGGACGAGGAAAUUUACCAGUGUGGGUCGAACCGCAAUAAGUUUCCUCGGAGAGCCUUGAUUAAUGCAAGUCAUCGCAGAUCACAUCCCGAUGGCGGGAGAUGA
Coccidioides immitis RS is the source of this 1227-nucleotide messenger RNA. RefSeq lists its product as uncharacterized. The transcript has 2 exons. The coding region runs from base 646 to 1227 and encodes 193 amino acids. Lineage: Eukaryota; Fungi; Ascomycota; Eurotiomycetes; Onygenales; Onygenaceae. The record is from RefSeq and is a predicted model, not a curated record.